AUGGCUGGAUGGCCUCCUUGGCCUUGGCCUUGCCACUCGGCCCAGCCACUACAGCUGGGAACUCAGGACGCCAUGGGGACAGGAGCCCUCCCCGAUCACGUGUUGGACGUGGCCAGUAACAUGAUGGCGGUGGAGGAACAUGUUCUCUGGAUGGCUCAGAACGAGGCUCGAGCUUGUUCACGGAUCGUCCAGUGUGUGGAGCGGAUCGCAGACCUCGCGCUCAGUGCAAACACCAACGGCAUCUCAAAGGUUUCGGCUAACAUCGCUCUGGAGGCGCUGGCGCUCCGGCCUGACGCUCUCAUGGGUUUAUUGUGUACGGUGAUGCAGCGGGCUCCUCUGCUGCCCCCGGUGGCCAAUGCGGGUCACAGCAGCGCCGCAUCCGAGCACAACACCCUCCUCAACUUCACAUGCCACACGGUUAACAUCUCCGGGUCACCCAUGGGUCAGAUAAACCAGGUGAGGCUCGUCACAAACCGUCCGAUGUGUCCAAAAACCAUUCCACCACAUAUUCUCAGCUUUUUACUUGGAUUAAAAUAA
Molecule: messenger RNA, 537 nt
Organism: Sinocyclocheilus anshuiensis
Lineage: Eukaryota; Metazoa; Chordata; Actinopteri; Cypriniformes; Cyprinidae
Product: adhesion G protein-coupled receptor A3-like
Exons: 3
Coding region: 1-537 (178 amino acids)
Biological process (GO): cell surface receptor signaling pathway
Cellular component (GO): postsynaptic density; glutamatergic synapse; plasma membrane
Source: RefSeq, a predicted model, not a curated record